AUGGCGCGUCGCAAAUCAAACGCGCCGCCGAGUGUCACGCGGCCGCCGCCGGGUCAGCAGAAGCUCUCCAGCGCCGAGAGAUCAGGUUUGUACGCCAGAAGAGAGGCGGCCAAUGUUCUCCGGACGGUUCUCCGAGGUGACGCCAAGCGUCGAGCCGUUGCCUCCAUUAAGUCACUCGUCCUGAGCCCAUCCGUCCGCAACAAACGCGGCACUUACGCUCUUGUUUGCGAGACCCUCAAGCAUCUUAAUGUGAUAAAGGAGGUUCUGGAAAUCGCUAAUAUACUGAAUAGCAAGUGGAAGAGGCAAGAGGCUCUGGUCUACAUUAUUUGCUACGAUAUCCUUUUUGGCAAGAAGGAGACUGCAGCAGUUGCUGAUGCUGAGAAGUUUCUCCUGCGCCAUAAAGAUGCUCUGCUGUCAGGUGUGGCCACGCUUCUAGUGAAGAAGAAAGUCGAAAGCGUAGACGAUUUGUUGGAUCGUUCUCAGCUUCCUGAUUUGAUACCACGUUAUGCUCGUGUGAAUACACUCAAGAUUGAUGUAGAUUCCGCAGUGAAGGAGCUGGAGAAACUGUACAAGGUGCAGAAGGAUGAGACAGUUCCUGACUUGUUGGUGAUGCCCCCUCGCAGCGAUUUGCAUGCUCAUCCAUUGGUCAUGAAUGGGCGUAUAUUUUUGCAGGGGAAAGCAAGUUCAAUGGUAGCAGCGGCACUACAGCCAGAAGCAGGAUGGGAUGUUCUUGAUGCCUGUUCAGCUCCAGGAAACAAAACUGUUCAUCUUGCUGCUCUUAUGAAAGGACAAGGAAAAGUCAUAGCAUGUGAGCUAAAUGAAGAACGACUAAAGCGUUUGGAACAGACUGUAAAGCUGUCUGGUGCUACCAAUAUUAAAGUCGUUCAUGGUGACUUUUUGAGCCUAAAUCCGCAAGAUCCUUCUUAUGCAAAGGUUCGGGCUAUAUUGUUGGAUCCUUCUUGCUCUGGCUCUGGAACCGUUACAAAUCGUUUGGACCAUCUCCUUCCUUCUCAUUCAGCAGAUAACACAAAGUAUGACGCUAUGAGACUCCACAAGCUCGCUGUUUUCCAGAAGAAGGCUCUUGCCCAUGCACUCUCCUUUCCACAGGUUGAGAGAGUAGUAUACAGCACAUGCUCCAUCCACCAGAUAGAAAACGAAGACGUGGUCUCAUCUGCUUUACCUCUGGCUUCAUCUCUCGGCUUCGAGCUCGCUACUCCUUUUCCUCAAUGGCAACGUCGUGGUCUCCCUGUAGUUGAAGGAUCUGAGCAUUUACUCAGGAUGGAUCCGGUCGAGGACAAAGAAGGGUUCUUCAUCGCGUUGUUCACCAAGACAAACAAAGUCGAUAGCCCGGACUCGUCUGAACUUCCCGAGAGAGAGUGUAGAAGAAAACGCAAUCAAAGCAGCGACCAAGCUCAUCCCUUGCUUUGGCCCAAAGUGUAUAGAGCUUGGAGAUGGAGCUUGCAAGGGCGCAAAAGGAAACUCGUAUGA
Messenger RNA from Microthlaspi erraticum, 1488 nucleotides. Lineage: Eukaryota; Viridiplantae; Streptophyta; Magnoliopsida; Brassicales; Brassicaceae. The record is from the annotation of a GenBank genome assembly.